Prunus armeniaca (apricot) is the source of this 1155-nucleotide messenger RNA. The record is from the annotation of a GenBank genome assembly. NCBI's taxonomy places the organism in Eukaryota, Viridiplantae, Streptophyta, Magnoliopsida, Rosales, Rosaceae.
AUGUUUACUGUUGUGUUAAUUGGCUCAAUAGUUGGAUUCUCUGGUGCAGCAUUGGGUAGUGUGGGAGGUGUUGGGGGUGGAGGCAAUGCUUGCCUUGAUCAUUGGUUUGAUCCCAAGUCUUCCACUGCCAUUUCUAAGUGUAUGAUAAUGGGUGCUGCAGCCAAUGCUCAUGCUGGGCAUCAGCAUAGGAGUUGCCUUCAACGUCAUGUUCGCCCACUGGAUGGUCACAGUUCUACUUAUCAUUCUCUUCUUAGUUACAGCAGCAAAAGCUUUAAUGAAGGGCAUAGAAACAUGGAAGAAAGAGACAAUGAUGAAGAAGGAAGCAGAAAAGCAGUUGGAAUCAGAGUCCAAACCUUUCGAUUCUUGAGAUUGAACUACUGCAUCUGCGAAGAAGAACGAACCUAUGAUGUAGAUGGUUGGCUUGCUGCAUGGAAGAUAUUGAGCUGUGCGGAUGGUUCUGGAGAAGACUAUAAACUGCUACCCAGUGGUCCAGCUUCAUUGCCAGAUGAGCAGGUGCCUAUAUCACACAACGACGACAAUGUUUACUGGAAGGAGUUAUUGAUGAUUGUGUAUGUCUGGGUGGCUUUUCUUAUUGUUCAGAUUGUUAAGUCUCCGUUACGCUCUUUGAAGCCAAAUUCUUAUGCAAAGGACCAGGGUGAUUGCGUCCAAAGGAAAGGAAAUCACAAACUGGAAGUUGCAUCAGAUUUUUCCGUACUGCAGCUGUGGGAUAGUAGCUGGUAUAGUUCAACGCAAGACAAAAUUCACUCUAUUCUUUUUGUCAGUCAGAAAAUCUUGUCAAGAAAUCCUUGGCAAGGAAAAAUCACUGAAGAGGUUUGGAUUCAAAAUUCCUUGAUCAUUGGUUUUGAUCCCAAGUCUUCCACUGCCAUUUCCAAGUCCAAUGCUCAUGCUGGGCAUCAGCAUAGGAGUGGCCUUCAACGUCAUGUUCGCCGACUGGAUGGUUACAGUUCUACUUAUUAUUCUCUUCUUAGGAUCAUCAACAAUUCUCCUUAUGUCCUUCAUUCUAAAAAACAGGAAGACAAUUAUGAGGCGACUGUAAACAACGAGUCGAAUGAAAGCGAUAAACUUUCACUUUUACCAUUCCCUUCACGUUUAGGAUACUUUUCUCCUAGGUCAGUUAAUCAAGGAUCUUGUUGA